This is a messenger RNA of Oryza brachyantha (malo sina), 1625 nucleotides long. RefSeq lists its product as uncharacterized. Lineage: Eukaryota; Viridiplantae; Streptophyta; Magnoliopsida; Poales; Poaceae. Bases 16 to 1308 code for a protein of 430 amino acids. The record is from RefSeq and is a predicted model, not a curated record. The transcript has a single exon.
UUGGGUCGGCCGGCAAUGGCGUCUGGUGGUGGUGAAUCAAUGUGCCGUGGGCGGUGGGUGGCGGUAAUGGUCGUGCUUCUUCUGCUCUGCUUCCACGUCGCCGUCGUCCGUGCGGCUGCUUCGCGAGCGGUGGUGUCGCGCAAGGCGAAUCUGUCAGGGCGUAAGGGUGGCUUGGCGGCGGCGGAGAAGAUGAAGCCGGGCAAGGAUGGUGCCGGUGGUGUGGUGGACGCGACUGUGGUGAGAGCACUGAAGAAGAAGACGGUGGCGGCGGCGGCAGUGAAGGAUCAGACCGGAGUGCUGAAACAGGGGAAGAAGCUCAGCUCGGGUGGUGCCAUCACGAGCGAAAUUGCCACGAGCAGGACUCCGGCGGCCGUGGCCGCCGUCAAAACCAAGCUUCCGAAGGUCAACAAGGUGGCUGCUGUGAAGCCCAAGAUCACGUCCGCCGCGAAGCUCGCCAAGAUUGGCACCGAGAAAUUGACCGAAGAAUCCCGCAAGGAGGGGCAGGCGGCGGCCGUGAUGAAGGCGAGGAAAUCGCCGGCGGCGGUGGCGUUGACAUUGGCGGAAGAGGACGGGGCCGAGGACCUGAUCUCGGAGUUCCGGGAGCUGCCGGCGCGGCUGCAGGAGACGCUCGUGCCGGACCUGGCGCGGCUGUCGUCGACGUCCAGGGCGUACCUGUCGGCGGCGAACGCCGGCAUCGCCGACGGGGUGCGGCCGCUGCUGGGCGGGCGGUGGGCGCCCGUGGCGGCGACCGUCGCGUCGGCGGCGGUCCUGCUGCUGCCGCUGUGCCUGCUCGCGGCGCUGGUGCGGCGCGUGGGCGCGUACCUCCCGCUCCUCCGCCGCGCGCUGCUGCUGGCGCAGGCCUACCUGGCCAUCUACUUCGCGACGCUCGCGGUGGCGGCGGCAGCCACGGGGCUGGAGCCGCUCCGGUUCUUCCACGCGGCGUCGCCGGCCGCGUACGCGUGGACGCAGGCGGCGCAGUCGCUCGGGUACGUGGCCUACCUCGUGCUCCAGAUGGUGGACCUGGUGGCCGCCUUCUCCUCCCGCGAGGGCGCGGGCGGCGCCGGCGCCGGGGAGGAGGCGUCGUCCAGGGCGCUGUCGCUGGCGCAGAUGUUGCUGGGCCUCGCCGUCGGGCUGCACUACUACGCCGCGGUGUUCCACCGCGCCGCUGCCGGCGAGGCGCCACGAGCCACCUGGCGCGUCCACGCGGUGUACGCGGCGUGCUUCGUGGUGGUGUGCGCGUGCGCGCGCGCCGAGAGAAGGAAGAAAGCCUACCUCACCGGCGCCGCCGAGGCGUGGAAGAAGAGCUGACGACGAGUGACGUCGCCUGCACAAUGCAAACGCACUGUUUGAAAAAAAAAAGACAUUUGCAGUGUAAAUUUCACUCCUUUUUAAUUUCUUUGGUUUCUUUUUGGUGUUUUUUCUGGUGCAAAGAGGGAAAAUAAGGUAAAAAUAAGAGUGCAAAUUGAUGUAAAGUGUAAACAGUAGGAGUGAGGUUGACUGAUGUAAUUUGGUACUGAAAUGUACUCGCUAAAGUCAAAACUUGUGAUCUCCACGCAAAAAUGAAUAGCUUCUGCUUAGAUUUGUGAUUUCCAUGUAUUUGUAUAAUUUCAUUCAUUUCAAUAAUU